UUUCUCCGCACGCGUAGCGGCUGAAAGUUUGGAUUGGUGGCUGUAAACUUUAAACUAAUUCAUUAUAAAAACGGAACAAAAUUGAGUUUAUAGACGGCUUUGUGUAUUUAAAGGCCUUUAUAAAAGUGACUUAAGAGCUCUAUAACUACGAUAAGGCGUUAAACGUGCCGUAUUUAGAGUUAAUGUAACCGAAGUGCCGGUAAUUUGGCGAUGGCUGUGAGUUUCGUAGCGCUCACCGCUUUAAUCCUCUGUAAUAAUGUAAGAUCUGGAUCAUUUCAGACACAUAAAGAUGAUGUUAGUCCAGAACACUGUUUGGUUUGGGGUCCAGGGUUGGAGCCCCGGUCAGUGCUGCCUGUUCGGUAUUUUUACAUCCAGGCGGUCAGUGAGAGUGGACAGGUCAUCUCCACCUCUCCGGGUAAAGACUCGUUCAGGGUGAGAAUAACCUCGCUGUCGCAGAAGGAGCACGUCCGUAUCCAUGUCCCACCACCGCUGGACCGCGGGGACGGAUCCUUCCUGGUCAGAUUUCGGAUGUACGGGAGCUCCGUUCAUGGGCUGAAGGUGGAAGUGCUUUAUAAGGACAAACCAGUGGCUGAGUCUCCAUACACUCUUAAAGGUCCAGUAUAUCAUGAGUACUGUGACUGCCCCAAAGUGGACGCCUCAGCCUGGCAGAGCGUGAUGAAAUGUCCUUCAGAGGAGCCGCAGAUCCAGCAGGAUUUCAGCUCGUUUCCCUCUAUAGAUCUCCGCCGGCUCCUGGAGGAGGUUCCUAAACGCUUUUCCAGCAGAGGUGGACUGAUUCACUACACCGUCAUCAAUAACCAGGUGUACCGGCGCUGCCUGGGCAGAUACACGGACUUCAAAAUGUUCUCCGACGAAAUGCUGCUGUCGCUCAGCCGCAAAGUAAAGCUGCCCGACGUUGAGUUUUACAUCAAUGUUGGUGACUGGCCUUUGGAGACGAGAAAAGUGGACGCUGUACCUGGACCUGUGCCCAUCAUCUCGUGGUGUGGCUCCACGGAGACGCGGGACAUUAUCCUGCCCACCUACGACAUCACGCACUCCACCCUGGAGACAAUGAGAGGGGUAACAAAUGACCUUCUGUCCGUCCAGGGGAACACAGGUCCUGCCUGGGUGAAUAAAACAGGCCGGGCGUUUUUCCGCGGCAGAGACAGCCGUGAGGAGCGUCUGAACCUCGUCUCCAUGUCCAAGAAGAACCCGGACCUGCUCGAUGCUGGAAUCACUGCUUUCUUCUUUUUCCGGGAGAGGGAGAAGGAUCUGGGUAAAGCCCCUCUGGUCGGCUUCUUCGACUUCUUUAAGUAUAAGUACCAGGUGAACGUGGACGGUACCGUGGCUGCCUACAGGUUUCCGUACCUGAUGCUCGGUAACAGCCUGGUGUUAAAGCAAGACUCGCCGUACUACGAACACUUCUACACUCACCUGAGACCGGGCCAACAUUACGUCCCUGUGCAGAGGACGCUGUCUGACCUCAUUCAGAAAAUCAAAUGGGCCAAGGAGAACGAUGCUGAAGCGGAGGCUAUAGCUAAAGCCGGACAGGCAGUGGCCAGGGACGUCCUCCAGCCGCACCGACUCUACUGCUACUACUACACUGUUCUAAAGACGUAUGCAGCUCGGCAGAUAGGACAACCUUCUGUCCAUCCUGACAUGGAGCUGGUGCCUCAGCCUUCUGACCAUAGUGCUGUGUGUGACUGUGAGAGGAGGACGGAGCCAGAAGAGUUCAGACAGAAACAUGAGGAGUUAUGACACUCUGCACCGUUAGCCUGACAGUCUAAAGCCUCGUAAAAAGGGGCAGUUUUCCAACUGUGACAAUCCUGUUUCAUUCACAAGUGCCUCUGAGGAGACGCUCACACCUGGCGUUAACAUACAUACUGGGUGAUCUGAUCAUUAGUGGCCAGCGGUGAGUUCAGGUGUGAAGAGGGUCUGAUGUGUCUUGCAAACACACCAUGAUUCGAUUACUAAAUCACAUUCGGAGCUGGUCAGAGACUGGGGGUUGCAGGAAUAGUCAUGGUUGACCAAACACCCAAAAAAGUAGCCAACUAGUCGUCGUACAUAUCAGUGCAAAGUAUUUGUUUACUUGGUUGCUGGUAGCUUUUGGGGCAGCAGAUGCUGUGAUGUGAGUUGCGAAACGUCCGCUGCAGAACAGGGACGUGGGAAGGUGUUAUAAGUUGGGGGUGCUGAAAUUUUAAGCAGUGUAUGCGUGAUAUGAACAGUCAUGCAAAAUAACUUGCUUUAUUUUUUCAUUUGAACUUUCUUGAUCAUUUCAAACCACUCUGAUUUCUUUUCUCUCUCCUUUUGGAUGAACUUUAUGAUAUCCAAUCAGAUUGUCAAUGCGUAGCACAAUGACCACUUGUGUCACACCCAGAGUCACACACUUGAACACACACUGAGCAGGAGAUU
Messenger RNA from Colossoma macropomum (tambaqui), 2409 nucleotides. It is a transcript of the gene poglut3, whose product is annotated as protein O-glucosyltransferase 3. The record is from RefSeq and is a predicted model, not a curated record. Gene Ontology annotation, molecular function: glucosyltransferase activity; protein binding. Gene Ontology annotation, cellular component: endomembrane system. The coding region runs from base 211 to 1755 and encodes 514 amino acids. NCBI's taxonomy places the organism in Eukaryota, Metazoa, Chordata, Actinopteri, Characiformes, Serrasalmidae. The transcript has 8 exons.